AAAGGAGCGACGGCGUAAAAAGAGGAGCGAAAGAGAAGAAGAUAUACCUCGGAGAUGAAAAUCGGUGGAUCGCUGUUCUCUAGGGAAUCGAAUAAGAGGUAGUAAGAGGAGGUUAGUCCGGAUGGGAGUAGCGAACACUAGAUCGUGGUCGAUUCCUUCGGGCUGUCGAGGUCGUAGCAACGAGAACGAAGGAAAAGAGGACGGCCGUCUAACCGGGUCGUGGAAAAAUCGAGUGUGCAGUGAUUCGGUAGAACGAUGACGACAACGACCGGAAGGUACGGUGCUAUGGAAAUGAGACAUUCAAGAAGCGAGGAUCUACUCGGCGUGAUCUCCGGCUCGCGGUCUCCGAGCCCUAACGUGCCUCUGCCUAGUACCGCCUCCGAGGACGACCUUAUCGCGGCCAGCGCCCUCCAUGAGGCCACUGACUCCACGGUAAAACCAACGUGUCCCUUGUUGUCCUCGAGGGUCGCCGGACCGGCUGGUUUUCCAGCGGAUCGUAUCGAUCCCGAGGAUUCCAUCCGGGAUAUUGUCACUGAAAAUGAUCUUUACAGGUUCGUGUUGUUCAAGCGUCACUACGAUAAGUACGUGGCCUUGGCGGCCAAGUACGAGGAAGCCAAAGGUGUUGCCUAUUAUUUGGAAGAACGUUAUCACGAAGUGAAGGCCGAGAGGGACAAGUUAGAGGAGACACGACGGUCGUUGGAAAAACGAUUGGAAGGUUGCGAGGCAGAACUGCGCGGCAAGGAAGACGAGCUGUUUCUGCAACUGGAACGAAGCCUUCGUCUGGAGGAAGAGGUGGAGAGAGCUAAAACCGAACGAGACAGCUGCAUCGCUGCCAGGGAUCGCCUGGAGAGGCAACGCGAGGUGGCUUUGCGUCGUCUGCAGAUGCAGCUCGCGCAAAACGAGAUCACCAGGCAAACUCUUGAACGAGCUCGUCAGGACGUUGUCAGACAGGCCACUGUCAUUCGUGCCGAGCGAGAUGCUCUGGAGAGAGAGAACGAAGUUUUGAAGGAAAAGCUACGCAUAGAGCAGGGUGAAUUGGGAGAAGAGAGACGUAGACGAGAGGAAGGUGUAGCAGCGUUGACUCGAGAGACGAUGACGUUGAGACACGCGGCCAGACACCUUCGUGCAGCGACCUUACAUGCCACGUCUUGCCGCCGUCGUCGACGGUGUUCCGUGUGUUUGUACACGAGACGCACUUUCGCCGAAAUCGAUGAUUAUCGCGAUGAUGGAAAUCUUUUCAAGUGCCUUCAAGCGCCACUGCAGGACUUACGUACCUGGUUGCGACCUAGCACAACGUCUGCCACGCCGACAUCGCGCGGACAGAGGACCAGUUCACCGUUGGCCGAUCGAGAAAUAAGUUUCAUCGAUGAUUCCAGCGUCGACAGUAGUGCCGGUGGAAGCAACGGCAGCAGCAGUAGUACGACCAGUAGUAACAGUACAUCCGAUGACGAAGCAUAUCCAAGUACUCCUGUUGCUGAAAUAUCGCUUUCAUCUGCCAACUCGAGUGCUCCAGCUACGGCUAGAGCCUUUUCAUCCGAUUCAGGGUUUUCUUCGGAAAUCGGAGAUCGAAGAUCACGAUGUUAUGAAAAUGGGGGUAGUAGCACCAGCAGCAGCAGUGGUAAAAGCAGAAAAAUCAGCGAGUCGCUAAGUUGUAGCGAACCGGACGAACAAAGCACGACAGGAUUCACACGGUCAAGGUGGACAUCCUCGUUCCGCAAGCUGCUUGGACGAAAACCCAAGACCAAGACCACGCCAGACCGCUCCUCGUGAAGAGACGAAGACUGAGAGAAGCACGUCUAUGUGCUCGAAACACGUAGUGCGAAAUCACCGUGAAUUUUAGUGCUCCCGCCCUUUUUCGGCUGCGUCGUUGAUCUGUCGAUAUUGUUCGCUUGAUCGGUAAAACAUUCCAAAGGAAUCCGUUUACAGUUAAAAAUCCAAUUCGAUACUGCCAGCAUAUUGAUAGUAAUAUAAUCCUGGUUUCUUCCUAUCAAUAACAUCGAAUUAAAGGCGCGUUAACGACCAUAUAUUUCGAGUUAUAUCGAUAUUGAAACUUAUCCUCGCAAAUGAUCGUUAAGAUUAUUUUACUUGUAGUUUAUUUUCUCGUAUUUAAGAUAAUUUGCCUGAGUUUUCGACUCUUUAUA
Eufriesea mexicana is the source of this 2141-nucleotide messenger RNA. RefSeq lists its product as uncharacterized. The record is from RefSeq and is a predicted model, not a curated record. Lineage: Eukaryota; Metazoa; Arthropoda; Insecta; Hymenoptera; Apidae. The coding region runs from base 256 to 1770 and encodes 504 amino acids. The transcript has 6 exons.